Funneliformis geosporum is the source of this 747-nucleotide messenger RNA. NCBI's taxonomy places the organism in Eukaryota, Fungi, Glomeromycota, Glomeromycetes, Glomerales, Glomeraceae. The record is from the annotation of a GenBank genome assembly.
AUGUCUAAUAUUUCACAAGCUGAAACUGAGAGACCUAGUGUUUAUUCUGUGGCUGGGAUAGUAUUAAACAUUCUUGCUGCCAUAAAGAAUAAUAGCAUCGACGCGGUAAAUGAAAUUGACGUGGCAACGAACGAAGUGGAUUUUAGCAGUGACAAAUUGCUCGAAGAUACAGCAGUUGAGCAAACGCUUUGUGCCAUAUGGGAUUUAUCAAGUUUAGAAGAAUACGCAAAUAUACUUGUUAAUGAAUGUCAAAUUCACCGUAUAAUGUUAAAGUUAAUCACAUCUACAGCACGCAAUAGAACCAAAGAAUUAUCGUUAGGUGUUUUAGCUAAUUUGGCUUGUUUUCCUGAUAAAGCAAUGAUUUUAAUUGCGAGUUAUAAUUCUGAACAUGAAUCAACUCUAUCGGAAUUCUUAUUCAAUGAUGAUUUGUUGGCAAGAUUUAAUUAUUUUUUAAAAAACUCUUUAAAUGAUGAUCUAUUUUUCGUAAGUCUGGAGAUAUUAAGAUGCGUACUUUUUAUUGAAAUACCUGAACAAUCUAUUGAGAAGUUAUUUAUAGCAAUCAUAAAUCUAAUGAAUAAUUUGCUUGAAACUGGAUUGAUACCGCCCGAUGUAUUUGAGAGGAACCAUGAAACUUUAUAUUUAUUACAAAAUCGAACUGAAAACGAAUAUUCCGAUGAGGAUGAUGAUGAAAUACUCAGUCUUAUUGAAAUAUUUAAGAAUAAAAUAGAAUUAUCUAAAAAAAGAUGA